CACCCUUUAUUUAUAUAUAUAUAUACAUACACACAAACAUUUCAUACGUACUGCCAAAGCUAUUAGUAUUAGUAUUUAUUUAUAAGCAUAGACAUUGUCGUCUUUUCCUUUGCUUUCAUUAAGGUCGUCUCUGUUCCGUGUUUCAUUUACUUUGAUUUAAUUUAAUUUCUGCCAAUCAUCAUCAUGAUUUUCCAGCAGCUGGGGUAAUCGAUUCGUUGUCCCAUCUGCUCCGAUCUGAUCUGCUCCAAUAAUUCCACUGUUAAUAUUUAUAUAUAUAUAGAAUACAAUAUUUUUCAGUACGCACGAGGACGAUGACGAUGACGAUGACGAUGACGACGACGACGACGACGUUGGUCUUAUAGAUAUAUAUAUAAAUAAAUCAUCAUCAUCAUCAUCAUCAUCGCAGCAACACGGGCGUGUUUGAGAGAGGAGAGAAUGGGAGUUUUGGGGCUGUUGGAGGUGUCAUCAAUGCCGAUACUGCAGGUGCUCAUAAUAAGCGCAUUGGGAGCUUUGAUGGCUACUGACUAUCUGAAGCUGCUACCUCCCCACGCCCGCCAUUCAUUGAACAAGAUAGUGUUUGUUGUGUUCUCUCCGUCGCUUGUGUUUUCAAGUCUGGCCAAGACUGUUACCAUUCAAGAAAUCAUCUCUUGGUGGUUCAUGCCAGUAAACAUUGGAAUGACAUUUGUGGUUGGAGGGAUACUUGGAUGGAUAGCAGCUAAAUUACUUAGACUUGAGCCUUAUCUCCAAAACCUCGUCAUGGCUAUGUCCGCCUCUGGAAAUCUGGGAAAUAUUAUGCUUAUCAUAAUUCCAGCAAUCUGCAAAGAGGAUGGCAGCCCAUUUGGGGACAAGACUGUAUGCAAGACAGUUGGCCUGUCCUAUGCUUCCUUCUCCAUGGCUCUUGGAGCAUUCUACAUAUGGACAUAUACUUACUACUUGAUGCGGAGCGCCGGUGAGAGCUACGGCAAGUCAUCGUCGGGUCAUAGUCAUAGCGAGGAGGAGCCACCAUUAUUAGCCUGCAAGGAGCCCAACAAGGACGAUUUAGAGGGUAAUGUCAAAACUUAUCUCCUCAAAGCUGGUGGAGAACAACAUCAACACCAACCAGCUCUGGGAUCAUCUGCACCAUGGAAACAAACAAUAUUGGGAAUUUUGAAGCAAUUGUGGAAAGAGCUAAGGGCACCUCCAAUCCUUGCUGCUAUUUUGGGAUUCAUAGUUGGGGCAGUUUCAUGGCUUCGAAACCUUAUUAUAGGCAGCGGAGCCCCUCUCAGAGUGAUUGAUGAUUCCAUUACAUUGCUUGGGGAUGGAGCGAUCCCAUCGGUUACAUUGAUCCUUGGAGGCAACCUAAUACAAGGGAUGAGCAAGAGAAGAGUGAAAGCGUCAACAAUAAUUGCAGUGAUCUGUGUGAGGUAUAUAAUGCUUCCUGCAGCUGGAAUUGGCAUCGUCAAAGCUGCUUCAUAUUUAGGGUUUCUUCCUGCUGAUCCUCUCUACCAUUUUGUUCUCAUGAUUCAGUUCACUCUCCCACCUGCUAUGGCCAUCGGUACCAUGGCACAGCUCUUCGAUAUAGCACAGGAAGAAUGCUCAGUGAUGUUUCUUUGGACUUACUUGGUUGCAGCCUUUGCCCUCACUGGUUGGUCCACUGUUUUCAUGUGGAUCUUGUCCUAACAAUUUAAUUAAACCUUCUCCCAUCCCUCACCCCACCUUUUCAUUUAAACCCACCCACCCACCCACCAAAAUGGAAUUACCACCAUCACUCCAUCCAUUCUUAAUUACCAUGUAUCUUAUUACUCUUUUUUUCAAUUUUAAUAUUUUUUCAAACCUACUUUACCUGCGUUAGCUUCGACGAUUAAAGAAAGUGGAACGUCAAGCUUCGAUUAUAUUAGAAACUGUUUUUUUUUUUUUUUUUCCUCUUUACUUUUCUUCAAGUACGUCAUUAAGCAAGAUUGAGGUAAUAGUUAAUGAAUAAUGAAAUUGUAGUUAUAUUUGCCAAUAUUGUAUGAAGCAGUACUGAGAGAAUGAUUUGUUUGUUCA
This is a messenger RNA of Andrographis paniculata, 2025 nucleotides long. RefSeq names its product protein PIN-LIKES 7-like. The transcript is spliced from 10 exons. Bases 436 to 1659 code for a protein of 407 amino acids. The record is from RefSeq and is a predicted model, not a curated record. Gene Ontology annotation, biological process: endoplasmic reticulum to cytosol auxin transport. Lineage: Eukaryota; Viridiplantae; Streptophyta; Magnoliopsida; Lamiales; Acanthaceae. Gene Ontology annotation, cellular component: membrane.